This is a messenger RNA of Fusarium sp. VM40, 636 nucleotides long. The record is from the annotation of a GenBank genome assembly. NCBI's taxonomy places the organism in Eukaryota, Fungi, Ascomycota, Sordariomycetes, Hypocreales, Nectriaceae.
AUGGAUUCCAAAUACAAAGACCAGCGCAGUCGCAUGAAGCACCGGGAUAUGUUUUCGAUGGAUGCUCCCUGGGAAGACACUCGGAGGAUUUUCGCCUCUGCCAUCGACAUCUACAAGGCCAUGACUGGUAACGAUUGGCAACCCGGUAUGCUGGUCUUCCGAGAUCCUGAGACGCGUUCAACUAUGUCUCAGUCUUCUGACUUCAUCUGUCCGUCUGAGGUGCCCGUCAGCGAAUCUUCGGCAACCUUCCGCGCCCAUACCCUUAUAUAUCCGACACCUUCUGGAGUUGGAUGUGGCUGGGGUGACUUCAGCCAUUUUCGACCGUGGCAAUUAUAUGGUCGCCUUAUCAAGCCAAGUAUGGUGCCCGACAAGACUUGGUCAUCCUCAUCUCAAAGUCUUGUGUUCGUUGAAGACGCGAAAGAUGCACCUGGUGGCGGUGAAAAGAUCACAGUGAAUGUUGAGCACAAGGCUUUCCAAAUCGGACACGGCGAGGAAAUCCAGAGUCUCCGUGACAGAAUCGUCAAGAAGAAAUCCUACGAACUAGCACCUCGCAACACUCGAUACCAGCGACGGGUCCAGGGUCAGUCAGUCCAAAACAAGUCGAGUCAGCCAUCGAGAUCGACCCCGGAUUGGUAG